AUGGGCAAUCAGACCACCACAGUGACUUCUUUUGUCCUCUUGGGACUGCCGUUCAACCUGCCAGUCCAGAUGUUCCUCUUCUUAGUAUUCCUCUCUACCUAUGCUGCAACUGUGAUCGGAAAUACAGUGAUCAUGAUAGUAAUACGAAGAGACAAUCACCUCCACCGCCCCAUGUACUUCCUCCUAAGCCACCUGGCUUUUCUUGAUCUCUGCUUUUCUUCAGUCAGUGUGCCUAAACUCCUCAUAAUUUUAUGUGCAAGCCAGACCAUUUCCUAUAAUGGCUGCUUUUCCCAGAUGUGUCUCCUCCUUCUUACAGGAACCACUGAAGCAUACAUCCUGGCAGCAAUGGCUUAUGACCGAUACACUGCCGUAUGCAAGCCUCUGCUCUAUGCACAGAUCAUGAACAGAGAAUUCUGUAGAUGGCUAGUAAGUGGCUCAUGGACCACAGGUUUUGUGUAUGCCAUGGUUAAUACAUUACCUGCAUUGAGGCUAGUGUUCUGUGGACCAAAUAUUAUUAGGAAUUUCAGCUGUGAGUUUCCAGCUCUGCUUGCCUUAUCUUGCACAGAAACAUCCCCAAAUAUCUUGACAUUAUUCAUAACUGGUAGUGCAGUAGCAGGCUUUUCACUCCUCGUUAUUCUCUGCUCCUAUAUCAAUAUCAUCUUUACUAUCCUCAAGAUUAAUUCAGCGGAAGCUAAAAGGAAAACCUUUUCCACUUGCAGUUCUCAUCUCAUUGUUGUGGUUUUAUACUAUGGCAGUGGUUGCUUUAGGUAUAUGAGAUCCAAUGCAAUUUCCUCAAAGCUUGUGGAUUACUUCUUUUCCAUCCAAUAUAGCAUUUCCACUCCCAUGUUGAAUCCCAUUAUUUAUACCUUGAAAACCAGGGAAGUGAAAGAAGCCAUCAAGAACCUAACGGGAUACAAACCAGAGAUUCCUCAUGUAAUGUAA
Varanus komodoensis (Komodo dragon) is the source of this 942-nucleotide messenger RNA. Its product is annotated as olfactory receptor 2D3-like. The transcript has a single exon. Lineage: Eukaryota; Metazoa; Chordata; Lepidosauria; Squamata; Varanidae. Gene Ontology annotation, biological process: G protein-coupled receptor signaling pathway. The record is from RefSeq and is a predicted model, not a curated record. Gene Ontology annotation, cellular component: membrane. Gene Ontology annotation, molecular function: G protein-coupled receptor activity; olfactory receptor activity. Bases 1 to 942 code for a protein of 313 amino acids.